Molecule: messenger RNA, 1528 nt
Organism: Myxocyprinus asiaticus (Chinese sucker)
Lineage: Eukaryota; Metazoa; Chordata; Actinopteri; Cypriniformes; Catostomidae
Product: troponin I, fast skeletal muscle-like
Exons: 7
Coding region: 714-1244 (176 amino acids)
Biological process (GO): muscle contraction
Cellular component (GO): troponin complex
Source: RefSeq, a predicted model, not a curated record
GUGAACAGCUACUUUUUAUGUUUGUUAAGAAAGCAAAUUUUUAAAGACAGUAGUGUCUCUAUAUGACCACAAAGGGGUGCUAUCUUUACAACAGAAAUUCCUUUCUUUCUUUUUCUUUCUUUCUUUCUUUCUUUCUUUCUUUCUUUCCAAUUUAAAUUUAAAGAGGUAACAGCUUACCAAUGUUAUCAAUAUAUUGUUGGUACACAACACAUAGAAAAAACCGUGGUGGCAUUUCAUCUAAUCUUUAUGAAGGCCUCUUCUUUUGCUGCAUGGUGAGUAACCUACAAAUAUCUUUCAUGUUAUUUUACUUAAGGACAGUAUAACUCUCUCUAAUCUUUUUCCAAACUGUUGUUUCUUUGAUCAGAUAUACAUUAAUGUUGUUGUUUUUUUCAUAAAUGAUUGUAAUAUCUAUUAGUGUAUUCAUCAUUGCUUCUGUCAUUGCACACAGAUUAGAGUUGUCUUGAAGGAAGGGAAAUUUACGAGUCUUGCCGAGAAUGGACUCGGAUAUUUCAGGAUCUCGCUGGCCUAUUGGUCUCGGGUUGAAUCCACUUCCAUAAACAGGACUCUUAAAACCUGCUGAGCCAUCAGAACACAACAUAUAUAUCCUAUUUAAUUUGUUUCUCUCUGGGGCUCACCAUUCUGUCCAGUUCUUCUUCCAAGUGUGUCCUGCCCUCUUCUCCUCUCAUAGGGUGAGAACACAAUAAACCGCCAAGAUGUCAGAAAAAAAGAUGACCUCUAGCCGUAGGCAUCAUCUGAAGAGCCUGGUGCUCUCCAUUGCCUUGGAGCUGCUGGAGGCUGAAGCCAAACAGCUGGUGGCCGAUAAGGAGACUUACAUGAGCGAUAACUGCUCAUCUCUGGAUCUGCCUGGAUCCGUGCAAGACCUGCAGGAACUGUGCAAGAAGCUGCACCAACAGAUCGACAAGGUUGAUGAGGAGAGAUAUGACAUGGAGGCCAAGGUUGCCAAAGCAAACAAGGAGAUUGAUGAUCUGAAGAUUAAGGUGGUCGACCUAAAGGGUAAGUUCAAAAAACCCGCUUUGAAGAAAGUCCGAAUGUCUGCCGAUCAGAUGCUUCAGGCUCUGCUCGGCUCCAAACACAAGGUGUCACUGGAUCUGAGAGCCAACCUGAAACAAGUCAAAAAGGAGGUCAAAGAGGAGUCUGCAGAACAAGUCGGUGACUGGCGUAAGAACAUUGAGGAUAAGGCUGGUAUGGAUGGCAGAAAGAAGAUGUUUGAGUCCGAGGCUUAAUAUGUGUUGUGUUUAUUCUCUCAUAUGUCUUAAAUUGUCUCUGGCAAACAUCUUUUAUCCUGUGAACCUCCCGUUCUAAUAAAACCUUUUCCUGGACUAUUUUGCACAUUUUACAUGGUCAUUCACAGUGUUGCAUGGCAUUAAAGAUUAGUGUGUACGUUAUAUGUGCCUUUAUGUUUUUGUUCACAACAAUUAGAGUUCAGCAGUUCUGAACAGCUUAGCGAUAGCAUUAGCAUGUAGGUAUGCUUCAAUAAAAUGAGUUUAAUAAGGUUUAAGAUUUAAGU